AUGGCUUCCUCGAGCAUACUUUCUUCUUCCACCGCGUCUAAGAGUGUUGAUGUUGACGUAGACACUCCCCCCAAGCGUUACCCUAAGGACGGGGUGGAAAAAAAACCGCAACAACCCGAUCACCAUAUUUAUAGGCAUUUUUGGAGGUUCGAUGAUCCCGGCAAGAAGGGGCAGCAGUGCGAGUGCCUGUGGUGCGGAAAGACGUUCGCUUUUAGUAGUAGCCGAUGCACUCAGCAUCUCGCCGUUUGGAGUGAUGCGAACGUGCGGCGCGAUGGCGGAGCUGUGUGCGCGGAUGUUCCUAAGCGCGUUUCCGACGCCAUUCGCAACUCGAAGGACGCGAAGAUGACGGCGUGUAAGGAUAAGGAGAGGGCUUUGGAGGAGGCGCUCACGUCAGUGGGCGGCCAAGGCGGAGCGGGUCCGAAGCCAAAGAAGGGGCGGAUGGAGGAUUGGUACGGCGAGGGGGGGAUGUCGGCGAAGCGUGUGGCAGACGAUGCGAUUUGCCUCUUCAUCGCGGGGACGCGCACGGCGGAGCGCGUUUGCGAGCACCCCCUCUUCCUCAACAUGCUGCGCGCCGUUAACGCCGCUGGUGGCGGCUACGUUCCGCCCAGGGCGCGCUACGUCGGAGGCGCCGGGUUGCUGGCGUGCAAGCAGCAAAUUGAGAAGGGUUUGUCGCCCAUUACGAAGUCGUGGAAGGAGACCAGCGUGACGAUCGCCAGCGAUAUGAUGAAGGACAAGAGCGGGCGCGCGCAGCUGAACGUCGUCUUCAUCAACGCCAGUGGAGCGGUUUUCCAGGAGGCGUUCGACUGUAAGGCGGAGACAAAGACUGGUACGUUCAUCGUGAGCGUCCUGCAGCCGCUGAUUGAGAAGCUUGGACCGGAGCACGUCGUCGCGAUUUGCACGGACGGCGGCAGCAACUACGUGUCCGCUGGCAAGCUGCUGCAGAAGAAGUACCCGCACAUGGAGUUCGUCCCCUGCGCCACUCACGUGCUCGACCUGCUGUUGGAGGACUUUGGCGGCAUGGAUUGGGCGCAGGAGGUUGUGUCAGUUACCACCGACAUGAUCACGUUCCUGCGCAGCCACACUUGGACGCGUGCCUUCCUCCGGUGUCCCAAGCUGCACGGCGAGAAGAAGUCGCUGCAGCCGCUGCGACCGGCGGGCACACGCUUUGGGACGCAGUACAUUGCGGUUUCACGCCUGCGGGAGAUUCGCCAGCACCUGGUGUCGAUGGCGACGCACAAGGACUGGGCCGAGAAGGGGAGGAAGCAGCAGACUGGAGCUACUUUUGAGAAGGUGGUGAUGGAUGUGGAGUGGUGGGGCAAGGUGGACACCUUCGUGAAGGUGAUGGAGCUGCCGUACAAGUUGAUGAGGAAGACGGAUGGGCCAGCAAAGGGGAUGAUGGGGGCAUUGUACGACAUGAUGCUGCAGCUGACGGUGGACCUGAAGGAGCUAUUGGCAAGGGCGGAUUGUAAGCUUGAGGAGUCGGAGAAGGAGGCGUUGAUGGAGCAUUUGAGGAGGCGAUAG
Closterium sp. Yama58-4 is the source of this 1521-nucleotide messenger RNA. Lineage: Eukaryota; Viridiplantae; Streptophyta; Zygnematophyceae; Desmidiales; Closteriaceae. The record is from the annotation of a GenBank genome assembly.